AUGGCUUCUACAUCAACAAAGGCCAGCGUCCUCACGAAAUCGACUUUGAAACCGGCAAUGACUUUGAAGGGUGGAUACACAUCCAUAUGCUACUUUUCAGACGACAAGCGCAUGAUCAGCGGAUCUACCGACAAGACCGCUCGACAAUGGGACCUGAAGGCUGGUAAGGAGAUUGAGGAGGAGCGACAUGUUUACGAGAACAAGGUAUGUGUGGUGGCGGUAUCGAGGGACGGUCGAUGGGUUGUCACUGGUGGUGGAGAUCACGAUUGUGCAGAGCUGAAAGCCUGGGAGGUUGAGACCGGGAUUGUUAAAACAUUUCAAGGACACUCAAGGGAGAUCAGCUGCAUUGAUAUCUCUGCGGACAGCAAGCUACUAGCGAGCGGAGCAGGAGAUGUGGCACGAAUAUGGAACCUGGGCACUGGCAAACAUGUGGCUGGACCAUUCAAGACCGUUGAUUUUGUGGGCACGGCUCGAUUCUCAACAGACUCAAAGAAGGUUGCGGUGAACUUGUGGACGGGGAGCCGCCUUGAGGUCUGGGAUGUCGAAACACAAAAGUUGGAUGUGAGAGUAGGGGAGUCCCGUGGAAGACUCGGACGAACCACAAAUGUGCCCGUGUUCUGGACAAACAAAAACAAAAACAUUAUAGCUACAUUCACCUUCACGGAUGACCACGCCAACACGAUCUAUGAGUUUGACGCGUCGACGCUGGAGACUGUCGGAUCUCCCUUUGAAGGGCACACCAAACUAAUCACCGGUCUGGCAGUUUCACAUGAUGGUGUUGUCCUUGCUAGCGCUGCCGGAGACGACACCAUCAAGCUCUGGGCUGUCGAGUCCCGCCAGCUCCUCGCUUCCUUCGACGUUCAGAACCUCCUUACCCUUAUAUUCUCACCUGACGCAUGUCAACUAGUUUACACGACUUAUUCUGCGGUCAUUGUAUGCGACACUCCUCCUGACGUCCUUGCUAGUGUACGUAAAAAGGCAACCCUCGGUGAUCUACUAAAUUCCGACGCAACUCGUCGACCUCCUGCCUUGCCUCGCAAUCCACUGGUAUUGCCUAGUCCACAAAGACCUCUGUCUACUGUAAACACGCAGCAACCCAUCUUCCUUCGCCUCAGCAACCUCCUUCACUUCACUUCUCGCACGAAUGCAGUUCCCAGUGUCCAACUUCGUAAUCCACUAGAUGUCCCUGCUACAUUGCCCUUACCAUCCUCGCUCUCGGGACAGGCCGCACCUCAGUUUGAUCAUUUCGAAAUAAGUUCUCCACCUCGCACCUCGAAUGCUCCAGUCACACAGUUUCUACGACAGCACCUGUCGUUUCUCGUGCCAAGACAUAGCCAUGUGCAACCAGUUGUUGAAGUUGCACCGGGACGGAAGUUCACUCGGCUUGCCGCUGCCAAUUUCCCAGAAUAUAGGAAAGUCGAUGACACCCGACAUCUGUCUGGACAGCAGGCGGGAGUGCCGCAGGAUGUCGACACAUCUGACAUCGAUUCACUCCCAGAUGUGCAUUGGGUCAAGGCGUUCCUGUGCUACUAUUCAUGCUGGUCCCAUGGCAGACUGAGGAAGCCUCCUCGAUGGCGCUUGGAGCGUGUUGAUAUACCCCGUCGGGAUAGCACGACAAAUACUAGUAGUGGACGUAAUGGUGCUCAUGGUCGCAGUUAA
This is a messenger RNA of Suillus subaureus, 1659 nucleotides long. RefSeq lists its product as uncharacterized. NCBI's taxonomy places the organism in Eukaryota, Fungi, Basidiomycota, Agaricomycetes, Boletales, Suillaceae. Gene Ontology annotation, molecular function: protein binding. The transcript has 6 exons. The coding region runs from base 1 to 1659 and encodes 552 amino acids. The record is from RefSeq and is a predicted model, not a curated record.